Messenger RNA from Penicillium bovifimosum, 549 nucleotides. RefSeq lists its product as uncharacterized. Lineage: Eukaryota; Fungi; Ascomycota; Eurotiomycetes; Eurotiales; Aspergillaceae. The coding region runs from base 1 to 549 and encodes 182 amino acids. The record is from RefSeq and is a predicted model, not a curated record. The transcript is spliced from 3 exons.
AUGGCAGCUGUAAGACUCCGAAAGGCAUUUCGAUACCCCGAAGAAUCAAACGAGCGCGAAGAGCUAGAUGAAGAAGAACAAGAACGAGUCAUCGAGCACUUGCAGAAGCAGAAUGAUGCUCGCAAUGCCCAAUACAGUAUCAUUUUUACCGCGCUUCCACUGGUGGCUGCUACGGUAUUCGUGGGCCCGGUUUUCACAGCUUCCGGUCAGGCUGAACGGUUGUUUGCGCUGCUCGGGCUUGUCUCGUUGUUGACGACGGGGUAUAUUAUGAGAUGUUCACCGUUGCAGAGGGAUCGCAAAGGCAAGAGGGCGAUGACUGUGCACAAUGAACGGAUUGCUCGGGUUCAUGCGGCGCUGGUGCCGGGUAAUGGUGUGGUUUGUGUGUUGUUGGGGCUGGUUUAUUUCUCUGGAUCGACUGGGAGGAUUCAGCCGGUGUUGUAUUUGAUUCCUGGAGUCAUGCUGGUAUCGAUCCUACUGGCCCGAAGCGUCAUGCUCUCUGUUGACCUUGCCUCGCUCAAGGAUUUACAGUACGAGUACAAAGGUGCCUAG